AUGAGCAGUUACCCAGGACCGUUUUCGCCCGUGGGGCAACGGCAUCCCAAUGGCAACGGGCGUGGGCGCUUCGAUGCGGCGCGCAGUCCGCCGAGCAGCAAGAGUACGGCACAUGUCCCGUGCAAGUUCUUCCGGCAGGGCGUCUGCCAGGCAGGCAAGGCCUGUCCCUUCCUGCACUCGACCGAACCCGCGACCGACACAGCGCCCUGUAAAUACUUCCAGAAGGGAAACUGCAAGUUUGGUGCCAAGUGCGCUCUCGCCCACAUUCUGCCUGAUGGCCGCACCGUCAACCGGCCCAACCUGCAGAUGGCCCGCCAUCCCUUUGGCCGUCUGCCCAUGCACCACCCGCCCGGCCCUGCGCCCACCAGCUCGCUGCUCACCAUGCAGGCCAUGGCCGGCCCAGACUCUGCCCCGCCCUAUCCAUACCCCGCCGAUGACCCUUACCGCCAGAAAGACCUCUACGAUAUGAUACCCACCAUCGACACGACCUUCUCCUCGCACCCCGGCUCCGCUUACGGCUCGCCUCCCAACGACUCCAAGUUGCCGCUUUCGCCCAUCCAGAAGGGCCUUAGCGUCAUGGACGCGCCCCUCCCCGCCUCCUUUGAUAGCCAGGGCAUCUCGCACAUCGCCCGUUAUGGCGCCAUCGCCGCAUCCGUCCCCUCGCACUUCGGCCUCGAGUCGUCGCCGCCCUCAUCAUACCAGAACAAGGCCACCGAGUCGGCUGCGCUGCGGAAUUUACACAGUUCGGCGUUUGGCGAUGACGUGCGCGCGCGAAACGGCCUGGGGUCGUCUCCGCCUGCUGCCGAGGAGCCGUUCGGCGGUCGGCGCAUUCUACACUCGGAGCGCUACGCGCGGCCCAGGAUGCCAAUGUCGGCGAGCCUGGGCGCGCGUACGCCCAUCGGCCCGGACGACUGGGACGAGAAUUUCGCGUUUGAGGAGGACCUCGUGCCCAACAGCCUGCACGAGCUGCUGACGCCGCAGGAGAAGAUGCGUCGUUUCUCGCGCGCAGGCGACGAGGACCACAGCUUCAACAACCACCGGCACUCGCUCUCGGGGCUUGGCACGCCCGGCGAGUCCAAGAUCGGCUCGCCCCUGGCAUCGUCGCCCUCGCGCUUCGGCGCUCUUUUUUCGCGCACACACAAGCCGGCCGAGGACGUCAGCUCGAGCCCUGGCGCGUCCGUCUUCGGGCACGUCGGCUCCCCGCUGCGCAGCAGCAGCCUCAACCCCAACGCCAGCCCGUCGCUGCGGCCGAUGGGCGACGCGCUGGGCGGCGGACCGCGGCGCACGCCGUCGGGUGACGUGAGCCCGUUCCUGGCGAGCCCGCCGCGACAGGCCAGCAUGAGCAUGAUCAGUCAGCAGCUGCAGCGUACGCGGCUCUCGUCGCGCGUGGAACCCGGGGUGGGCGGACGGCCCGGCUUGAGCGCCAUGGACCGCGCCGUCAGCAGCAACUCAGUCAGCCGCGAGCGCAUCGACGAGGAGCAAGAGCAGGGCCUCUUCGACAUGGAGGAGGAGGACGGCAGCAACCUCGGCGUCAGCGGCAUCGGCACCGGCAGCAGCGCAAUUGCCACGGAGCGCAAGAACAAGCGCCUCAGCGGCGGUACGGGCAGCACGACUCCCCUGGUAGGCAGCCCCCUCGGCAGCAGCAGUGUUUGGGGUGGCUUCGGCUCCCUGGGCGGUCUCGGCGCUGUUCCGCCGAGCUCGUCGUCGCCCGGCCCGAAUCUGGGGCUUGGUGGUGCGGCGAGUGCGUCGGCGGCGCCUGGGGCGCCGGUUAGGGACAGCGCGGGGCCGGGGUCCGGGGCUUGGGGGACGUCGUGA
Molecule: messenger RNA, 1815 nt
Organism: Aplosporella prunicola CBS 121167
Lineage: Eukaryota; Fungi; Ascomycota; Dothideomycetes; Botryosphaeriales; Aplosporellaceae
Exons: 2
Coding region: 1-1815 (604 amino acids)
Biological process (GO): protein polyubiquitination
Molecular function (GO): ubiquitin protein ligase activity; metal ion binding
Source: RefSeq, a predicted model, not a curated record